AUGGCUGACAUACGCAACCUUGAGGACGGGUCGACGGUGUUGGCGAAGAAGACAAAAGGGGGAUGUAUUCAGGCGCAGGGAACAAUGUCGAUCCUGCAGGGGACGCUCAAAUACUGGGAGGUAACGCUCCUGUACGUCAAGGGUUCGCAACUCUCCAUCGGAGUAGCUCCCCUGGGACACAGCGGGAUCGUAGGAAUGAAGGAGUCGGUGGGGUUGGAGUCGGAGCGAGGCCAGCUGCUGUACAAGGGGAGCGUCGAGACGUACCUUGGGCGUCAGCUGGAGCAGGGAGACACGGUGGGUGUGGGAUGGGACUCGGGAAGCAACGAGCUGUUCUUCACCCUCAACGGCCUUCGGUUCCCAUCAAUCUUUGUACCUGUGGGAUUUGUCAGUCCCCUUCAUCCCUCCAUCUACUUCCUGGGUCCCGAGGCAGCCGUUUCCUUCAACUUCCUUGGGUACUUCCGCUAUGAUGCGAUUGGCGUCCACCCGAUCGAUGUUCCUCUCCUGCCCAGCUCCAGCAUCUUCAACACGGUUGGAGGACUGAGGUCGAUCGACAUUGGGCUGCAGGAAGCGAUCGUCUGCUCCGAUGAGAGGUUUCCCGCCGGGGGUGACGCGUCAGUCCACUCAGCGCUCGCGCUGACUGACCUCUGCCCCGGGCUCGGGUGCCUGCCCGGGACUGGAGGGCAGAUGGUGGUGCUGGGGUACUUUGAAACCUUCAUCAUGAAGGGUAGGUCGGUCCAGGUCGGAAUCAGGAGGUCAAGUUCAGCACACGCCCAGCUACGUGGGGCUCAGAGGAACGGUAGGGAUCAGGAGGCUGGUGGCGGAGGGUACGGGGCCCCGAGGAAGGUUGUAGAUGCGCUGUUUGCGCAGUUCCCGGGGGAGAAGAAGGCGGAAGAGGGAACAGGCUGGUUGCUGCUGUCCAUGGAUGGGGAGGUCUCAGGGGGGGCGACGGAUAGGCUGCAGAUCAGGGAUGACCAUUCGUCUGUGAUUGCAAGCCCUAUCUCAAGCCGCUUCGGGGAGGGAGAUAUCCUGGGAUGUGGCGUUCUUGCCGCGGAAAACUCUUGUUUCUUCACGAAGAAUGGUCAAUUCUUGGGAUUCUGCGGAUUUGACUGGAAGAUGGGAAAAGACAGUCACCUUCUCUCCUACGACAGCUGUCGGGGCCAUACCGGAACUCCCUCCCCCGAUCUGCACGAGAAGCCGCAGCAAGGAGCGGAGGAGCAGCAGAGAAGGCUGGAUCCGAUCAUCACAGACAUUGACGAACAGCACAUCGUCUUCGACGGCAGCGCGUUCGCACUGGAUGGCGAGGGCAGGCAGGAAGAGCAGAUGGACACAGGAGGUCACAGACACCUUGACCAUCUCCACAACUCUUCUCAUCAGCAGUCGGAAGCGUUCGACAACAGCAAGAGGGGAGGAGAGAGAUUUUCCCUGCUCGCAAACGGCCAGAGCUCGCAGUUUCCCACCGGGCAGGUCGGGAUGGUGAGCGAGGGGCCGGAGCAGCAGGGAUGGCUAUCACCCAUCUUCCUGCCAAGUGAGAACAUCACGCUGCAGACAGACAGGAUGGAAGAGUUUCAGUCCUUGAGAGGUGAUUAUGAUUUCAAGCAAGACAGCGCUGAAGAGGACGGGGGAGAUGUUGAUGGUAGCGACGGCGACGGGGAUGAUGGAAGGAGGAAGCAGAGAUCUGAUCUCAGCCAGCACUUCAACGGGAUCCUCAUUGCAUGUAAGGAGAUGGAGACGAUAAGGGACAAUUUCAACAACUUGGAAAGACACCUCAGCGACUGUGUCAGGAAUGCUCAGUUCUCAUUGGCGAAGUACCGCGAGCGUCGACUGGCAGACAUGAGCACGUGGGAGGAAGGAAAGCUUGCAGUGGACGUUGACGACUUGCUGGCUACUUUGAUGCAAGCACGGGACGAGACGGUCAUCGGCAGUGCAGUGUUUGACAGCACGACAAAUAAAAUUCGCGAAGAGGCUGAAACAGCAGCAAGACGAACAAGCGAAAGCGCUGGGGCAGUUGAGACAGGAAGCGUCAAGAGCUAUAAAGAUCGUAUGAAAAAGAUGCAGCAGAAAUAUGAGCUGGAGAUCAAGGGGAUGAAGGCGAGAUAUCAGAAGGCGAUUGCGAACCUGCAGGAAGAGCUUGCGAGCAAGAAGGUUGGGGUCAGAGUCAGAGUCAGGCCGAAAGCAAUGGAGCAGCAGCAGCAGCAGCAGCAGCAGCACAUGUUGGGUUUCGCGAGACUUCUGACGUGUCUUGGGCUCUCAGCUCAGCAGGGCAGGAGACUCUCCGGGGUCGUCGGAGAAGAAGACGACAAGAGCUCGGGCCCGAUCGGAGCCGCCGCAGAAGCAAGAAGCGUCGUCGACCAGCAGGCGAAUCUCCCGACCAACGUGAUCGAAUGA
Messenger RNA from Guillardia theta CCMP2712, 2385 nucleotides. RefSeq lists its product as hypothetical. Gene Ontology annotation, molecular function: protein binding. Bases 1 to 2385 code for a protein of 794 amino acids. NCBI's taxonomy places the organism in Eukaryota, Cryptophyceae, Pyrenomonadales, Geminigeraceae. The record is from RefSeq and is a predicted model, not a curated record. The transcript has 14 exons.